AUUCUCACUCAGUCGAGUCAGUACACUAGUCACCUAAAAGUGGAAACGCGCUCGUCAAAAUGAUAGACAAGAGUUUUGUUAAUGUUUUGUUGUUGGGAUUAUCCUUCAUGUUGAUAUUCACCGCCUUCCAAACCAUGGGCAACAUCGAGAAAACAAUUCUGUCGAGUAUCACGAGUGAAGAUCCAACUUUUACCGGAAAUGCAUACUACAGUUUAGCCAUUAUCUACGUAGUUUUUUCCAUAUUCAACUGGGCCGCUCCAUCUGUGAUAAGUGUCAUAGGACCGAAAUUUUCUAUGGUUUUGGGGGGAUGUGCUUACCUGUUAUUCAUUGUUUCCUUCAUCAUUCCGAAGACAUGGCUAUUAUAUUUAGUGAGCACCAUCAUUGGUAUAGGUGCAGCUAUGAUCUGGACGGGGCAGGGUAAUUACCUUACCCUUAACUCUACCAAACGACACAUUUCGAGAAAUUCUGGAGUCUUCUGGGCCAUGCUUCAACUGAGGUAAUAAUUUCAAUUUCCA
Molecule: messenger RNA, 515 nt
Organism: Leptinotarsa decemlineata (Colorado potato beetle)
Lineage: Eukaryota; Metazoa; Arthropoda; Insecta; Coleoptera; Chrysomelidae
Product: UNC93-like protein MFSD11
Source: RefSeq, a predicted model, not a curated record